GAUCGGACGGUCCGGAGCAAAGCCAGAGGCUGCCCCAUCCGACCCGCCUGUCUCCCGGGUACCGGCUCCGCGCGCCAGUCGCGCCGGCUGGGCCGAACAUCCAGGAUGGCGAAGCUGGGAAUGGCCCUGCGCAGCAACAGCCUCACCUUGCCCGAAAUCAGCUGCAUCCCCGACAUGUCUGGAAAAAACCGAAAGAGCAAAAGGAAGAUAUCAGAGCAGAAAAAAUCCUACAGCCUGGAAGAAUUUGUUGCCGAGGGGCACCAAAAUGAACGCAAUGCACUUUUGACUCGAUCCAAAACAUAUGAUGCAUCUGUCUCCAAAGAGAUUGAGAAGGAAACAGUUUCUGUCCAGAGAAAGGCUUCUGUCACUAAUCUGGCGAAGCAUGCCGUGAACUUCCACCGCGUCUUCAAAGAUCUCUCUGAUGAGGGGAACCUCCUGGGAACAUUUUCAUGUGCCUGGCAACGGGAGAUGCCUUAUUAUGGCCGCCUCUACAUCGCUAACACUCAUAUCUGCUUCUACUGUAGCGUGCUUCGACGGGAAGUUAAGGUUAUCAUUCCGGUGGCAAAUAUCAGUGUCCUAAAGAAGGCCAACACUGCCUUGUUGGUACCCAAUGCCAUUUGCAUCCGUACGUCUGAAGGUGAAAAGUUUCUGUUUGGCUCCAUCCGGUCACGGGAGAGUGCCUACCAGCUCCUGCGCUCUGUUUGUAAAUAUCUCAAGGACAGCAGUCAGAGUAACAGUCCAAAUGCACCUUCCAUCAGCUCAGAGCAUCUCCUGAAGGAACCCCUGAACUCUAAGGAAUUAGAUGUAGAUUACAACUCUCCAGAGAAAACAGAUGUGGCAGAUAGGAUCCAGAUACCCUACGAAGCCUCUUGCGAACAGCAACAGCAGAGGACAAAACAGCAAAAGGCAGGACAGACGAUAAAGUCAGAAAGAAACCAGAGAACUCAACGGUGCCGUUUGAACACAAUUAUACUCAUCUACCUCUUGCUGGCCGUUCUCCUACUUUGUUCUUCAGGCUACAUUGGUCUGCGUAUCAUCCAGCUGGAAGAACAGCUCACUUCCAUGGGGGCUUGGCCUGAACUGGACCUUCAACAUCAAUAUAAGGCAAGCUGAGAAAUAACCAUGUUCCGGGCAUCUAUGGAAGGUGAAGCUGAAACUGAAAUUUGGGUGACUGUUGCUCUUGCUGAUCAAAACUUAAAGGAGACACUUAAAGGAGAACUUUCCUUAGAUUUCAAUAGUCAAGAUCAACCAAGCAAGACCUACAACAUCAGUUCUGUUCAAGGUUAUUUUCCCCCCCAACUUCUCUGGAAAUAGAGGGUUUGCCCCCCCAAGAAGUAGAGAAUAUAGAAAUAUGACUUUUAAAAGACGUCUGUGCACCAGGCAAAUUUGGAGACUGACCCGCCGUGGAUCUAGAGUGUGCCUUGAAAAGCCAAAAAUUAGAAACUUUUUUACUCCCAACAUUUUCCUGUAAAAGAAGAAGGUAAAGGUGAAACACCUCUCUUUUAAGGGGACUGUGGGGGGGGGGAAAACCCCUACCUUUUCCCCUUCCUCUGAAUUUUUUUAAAGGCCAGGGAAGAUAUGCUCUAUCACCUUGCACCUGUGUAAUAUUUUUGUAAUUAGUGUAAAGGGGUGGUUUAAGAGGCUUGUGAUUUCACCGACAGCUUUAAUGCUGACUCUACCUCCAAAGUUCAGAAUAUUGGGGUGUGAUUAAUUUUUAAACAAACAAACUGUGGAGCCUCCAUGUUCAAACGUGAUCUGCCACAAAGUAGAAACUGUUAGAGCUGAGCAGAGAAAGGGCUGGCCCUUCAGAUCCUGCUUGAGGUAACCUGUUAGCAUUUCAGAUGGAGAAGAAUGGUCGUGAUCCUGAUGUGGACCUCUGAGUUCUAGAUUUAGUUACUGUUUUAAAACAUCAAGGAUUUUCCCCUUUCCCGUUCCCUUCCCUGCCCUUCCCCCCC
Protobothrops mucrosquamatus (brown spotted pit viper) is the source of this 1955-nucleotide messenger RNA. RefSeq names its product GRAM domain-containing protein 2B. The record is from RefSeq and is a predicted model, not a curated record. Bases 106 to 1113 code for a protein of 335 amino acids. NCBI's taxonomy places the organism in Eukaryota, Metazoa, Chordata, Lepidosauria, Squamata, Viperidae. The transcript is spliced from 13 exons.